AUGGUGCACGCGCGUAAUCGCCCGGGCAAGGGCAAGGUCAAGGUCUCGCGCAAGUCCAAGCCGAUCCGCAAGUACAAGACCAAGUUUGUCGGCGACGGCGAGAUCAAGAAGCUCUGGGACCACAAGCUCACGACCAAGCAAAACUACGAAAAGAUUGGGCUCAACCGCGACCCGAACGCGAUUGCGCAGAUCCGGGCGUGCACGGAAGAGAUCAUCGACCCGGAAGAGCUCUUUGAUGUGCCCGACUCGGACAUCCUCAACCUCAACGACGAGCGCAAUCACAAGAAGGCCGAGAACCACAUGUCGGAGAUGGAGGUUGCCUACUUGCGCCCACUCCUCGCCAAGUUUGGCGACGACUACGCCGCAAUGGCCCGCGACAUCAAGAUCAACAACGAGCAGUGGACCGAGUCCAAGCUCAAGCGGCGGUGCGCGCGCCUCAAGCUCGUCGAUGCCAAGAUCAUCAAGUAG
Messenger RNA from Saprolegnia diclina VS20, 468 nucleotides. RefSeq lists its product as hypothetical. Gene Ontology annotation, biological process: ribosomal large subunit biogenesis. Gene Ontology annotation, cellular component: nucleolus. The coding region runs from base 1 to 468 and encodes 155 amino acids. Lineage: Eukaryota; Oomycota; Saprolegniomycetes; Saprolegniales; Saprolegniaceae. The transcript has a single exon. The record is from RefSeq and is a predicted model, not a curated record.